CUUAUUCCAUAUAAAUUUUCUUAUUGGAGAAUAAAAACUGCAUGAGUAAACGAAGAAGAAUACAAAGAUGAUAGUUCCAUAAUAUUAAUUUUUAUUAUUUAAUUUUUCCAUGUCAUUGGAAUUCGUUGUUAAUAGUCAUGCUUCUCCAAACACUGGAUAAAACUAUACGAAACGUAUUGCCAGCAUGUAGACAUAAUCUCCUUAUCUCAUUUAAUUCGAGUAAACGAGAAAUGCAUGCAACUUUGUCAAAGCUGACCUCAAAUAUUUACCAGGAAGAACCCGGUAGCUUCUCCUCCAACGGGAGCAUGAUCGUCGUGAGCAACAGGUUGCCGUUCGUGCUGAAGAGGAAUGAGGUGACCGGUCAGCUGGAACGCAAGGCCAGUGCUGGAGGUCUUGUAACAGCGGUAGCACCGGUGGUUAUAAGCGGAAAUGGAGUGUGGGUUGGAUGGCCAGGUAUGCACAUGGAGAACCCGAAUGAACCAAUCCCGGAGUCCGACCCUAAUGAUCGUACACCAACUGCUGGUCUUCUAUCUCGUAAGGUUAUGGCAGUACACUUCGACCCGGUCAUCUUCGAUGCGUACUACAAUGGAUGUUGCAAUGGAACCUUUUGGCCAUUGUUCCACUCUAUGCCUGAUCGAGCGACCUUUAUCGCGGAACAUUGGCGAGCGUACUCCGCGGUCAACGAGGAAUUCGCUGUUAAAACGGUCAGUGCAUUGGAACAAAUUUACAAGGAGCAGAAGAAUCAACCGAAUGGCACACCUUUGGUCUGGGUGCAUGACUAUCACCUAAUGUUAGCAGCAAAUUGGAUUCGACAACGAGCCGACGAGAAACGUCUCAGAUGUAAAUUAGGCUUCUUCCUCCACAUCCCUUUCCCACCAUGGGACAUCUUCAGAUUGUUCCCAUGGGCUGAUGAAAUCCUUCAAGGGAUGCUUGGUUGUGACAUGGUUGGUUUUCACAUUCAGGACUAUUGUUUGAACUUCGUCGACUGCUGCCAGAGAAGUCUUGGGUGCAGGGUUGAUCGUAAGAAUUUGUUAGUGGAGCACGGUGGAAGAACUGUUCGUGUGAGGCCACUUCCCAUUGGCAUUCCAUUCGAUAGAUUCGUCUCACUAGCCGAGAGUGCUAACAAGGUCAUGUUGACCAAUCAGAAAAUCGUACUGGGCGUUGAUCGUCUCGAUUAUACCAAGGGUCUGGUCAACAGAUUGAAGGCUUUUGAGCUGUUGCUAGAAAAACAUCCAGAACAUCGUGAACAGGUUACUAUGCUUCAAAUUGCUGUACCAUCGCGAACUGACGUGCGUGAAUAUCAGGAUUUGAAACUUGAGAUGGAUCAACUUAUCGGUCGCAUAAACGGUCGAUUUACGACACCGAAUUGGUCUCCUAUUCGUUACAUUUAUGGUUGCGUGAGUCAGGACGAAUUAGCAGCAUUUUAUAGGGAUGCUGCGGUUGCUCUGGUUACACCACUUAGAGAUGGUAUGAAUUUAGUCGCCAAGGAAUUCGUCGCCUGUCAAAUUAAUACACCACCUGGUGUGUUGAUCGUUUCACCAUUCGCUGGAGCUGGGGAGAUGAUGCACGAAGCCUUGAUCUGUAAUCCUUAUGAAUUAGACGAAGCUGCUGAAGUUAUCCAUAGAGCGCUUACCAUGCCAGAAGAUGAACGCACAUUAAGAAUGAAUCACUUAAGACGCCGUGAAAGGAUCAACGAUGUCAAUUAUUGGAUGAAAUCCUUCCUGCAAGUAAUGGGAUCAUUGGAGGAACAUGAUUCUGUAGGUGCAACCACGAUGCAACCGGUGACCAUGGAUGAUUUCGAUGAUUACUUGAGCAAGUAUAUCGGCGAUAAUCAUAAAUUGGCCCUCUUGCUGGACUACGAUGGUACUUUAGCUCCUAUUGCGACUCAUCCGGAUCUUGCCAUUUUACCUUUGGAAACGAAGAACGUUCUCCAAAGGCUAUCGAACAUGUCCGAUGUAUACAUAGCAAUUAUAUCAGGCAGAAACGUGAACAACGUGAAGUCGAUGGUUGGUAUAGAAGGUAUUACGUACGCCGGAAACCACGGAUUGGAAAUUUUGCAUCCAGACGGUAGCAAGUUUGUUCAUCCGAUGCCCGCUGAGUUGGAAGAUAAGGUGGCAAAUUUGAUGCAAACGUUGCAAGACCAACUUUGCAAGGAUGGAGCCUGGGUAGAAAACAAAGGAGCAUUACUGACGUUCCAUUAUCGUGAAACUCCAAUGGAAGGACGUCCUCAAAUGGUUGAUCAGGCAAAGAAAAUCAUUGAGCAAGCAGGUUUCAAAGCCUGUUCAGCGCACUGUGCCAUUGAAGCAAGACCACCAGUUGAAUGGAACAAGGGUCGUGCUUCCAUUUACAUCCUACGUACGGCAUUUGGUUUAGAUUGGAGCGAACGUAUCAGGAUUAUUUAUGCCGGUGAUGAUGUUACAGAUGAAGAUGCAAUGAAGGCGCUAAAAGGUAUGGCAGCUACCUUUCGCGUAGCGUCGUCGCAUAUAAUCCGUACGUCGGCAGAAAGGCGUUUGCCGAGUACGGAUUCCGUGUUGACCAUGUUGAAGUGGGUAGAGAGACACUUGAGCAGACGCAAGCCUCGCAACAGCACCGAGAUUCCUUCUAGAUACCGACGUAGCAGCGCUGGAAUUACCAUGGAAAUGUCGUAUAUGCCGACGAAUACAGCGUUAGAAUCCUAGGUGACGCCCUAAUAAUCUUCGUUAUCACAUCGACUGUGUCCUCGACAAGAAAUACAUACUUUGUAUGUCACAGGCUUAAUAUGAUGUACUCGUAGAGUAAGAUCAAAUAAAAGCGAGAGGGAAGAAUAAGAACGAAGGAAAAAGGGAAUCUCUAGGUGGAUAAAAUAAAAUAAAAUAAAAAAUUAAAAUAAAAAAAAAAAAAAAUCAUCGCGUAAGUUGUAUCGGUCUGCGAGAAUGUGGUAGAAAGCAUCAUUGUCAUGUAUCAAACAAGUCGAGCGUCACACGGAUAAUUUUUCCCUUGGAUAAAUUGUAUUCGAGAUCUUCUAUUUAACAUAUUCGAUUAUAUCGAGUUAACAUAAUAGAACUUAUCGUACUUACGCAUGUAUACAAGCCAAAAAAUGGAAGAACUGAUCUUUUUUGAUGUGGAACCAACAAAUCAUUCUAUAUCGACUGUUUUCGACGUUUAAUCGAUGUAUCUCUUCGGUGACCAGUUAAAUGGCUUUACCUCGACAAAACAUAACAAAUCGCGUUAUAAAAAAAAAAUUUAAAAAAGAUGAAUGUUACGUGUGCAGUCGCUAAAUCUUCGUUUCAAGCGUGAAGAUGGCUUCUUCUUUUUUUAUUUAAUGUUCAACAUAACAAUUACUACGCUGUGCGAUAUAAUCAGCCUGAAUGUAGAUUCUAUAAAGUGUGUUUUAUCAGAAGUCGUAUAAUAGGUACUUAGCUAUGCAUAGUUUCUAAGUUCGCGUCGCUCAAAAAGCAUCACAGGAAAUAUUCGAUAUAUAUUUCAAUAUUAUCGUAAUAACUUAACGAAAAUUGAUUUUAUUAAAUAUUUGUAUAUUUGCUACCAAUUUCUGAGACACGAGACAGAUGAUUGUAACGGAGAAAUGGUUCCACGUAUGUCAGCACAUUAGGAGAUAAGAGAGGGAGACAAAAAUUGUAUUCGAAUACGUAGCCUGCUCAAAAUAUCAUAAUUGACUAAUAUAACAGGUUUCAGUUUUCCAUUUGUAGAUUUUAAAUCGAUUUGUUGGAUGUUGCUGUUUUUUAAAUCAGGUCGAUAUGGCCGAUUUUGCUGUAUGUAUAUUUGGCAUGUAUUUUGUAUACCAUUGAAAUUAUGCGAAACGCAUUCAUUUUGUUAAGAUUAUAAAGAAUUCUCUUUGAAAUAGAAUCAUGAAACAUC
Bombus pascuorum is the source of this 3855-nucleotide messenger RNA. RefSeq lists its product as uncharacterized. The transcript has 11 exons. NCBI's taxonomy places the organism in Eukaryota, Metazoa, Arthropoda, Insecta, Hymenoptera, Apidae. The record is from RefSeq and is a predicted model, not a curated record. Gene Ontology annotation, cellular component: alpha,alpha-trehalose-phosphate synthase complex (UDP-forming); cytosol. Gene Ontology annotation, molecular function: catalytic activity. Gene Ontology annotation, biological process: trehalose biosynthetic process. The coding region runs from base 138 to 2678 and encodes 846 amino acids.